Acanthamoeba castellanii str. Neff is the source of this 1341-nucleotide messenger RNA. Its product is annotated as Phytanoyl-CoA dioxygenase family protein. Lineage: Eukaryota; Discosea; Longamoebia; Acanthamoebidae. The coding region runs from base 1 to 1341 and encodes 446 amino acids. The record is from RefSeq and is a predicted model, not a curated record. The transcript is spliced from 7 exons.
AUGGAUAAUCCCAGAAAGCGAGGUGGCGGUGAUGGUUCAUCGGCCGCUGGCACGACGCCAAGGAGCAAGCCAGCAACGACGGCCACGGCGCGAGAAGUGGAGAGCGAGUGGGCAGGCCUCACGCUGGAGCAGUUCCGGGCCGAGGUGCCGCGCGACCCCGACGACGCCCGCUUCAUCUUCUCCUUUCCCGCACCCGCCUCUCCCUCGUCCGCCCUCCACACACCUCAGGAGGCGGAGGAGGCGGAGGCGCUGGUGGCGUUCUUCGACAAGUUCGGGUUCGUGGUGGUGCGGGACGUACUCACUCCGCAGGAGGCCCAGGCCACCGUCAACGAGAUCUUCGGCCUUCUCGAGGAGGGGACGGAGGGUCGGUUCGACAGGCACGAUGUGAGCACGUGGGACCAGUGGCCGGCCGAGGGAAUGGCCAAGCACGGCAUGCCCUCGCGCCCGCCGCUCUUCACGCCGCAGAUCCUCCGCAACCGCCAGAACCCGCGCCUCGUCAGCCCGUUCGCGCUCCUCUUCGGAUCGGAGGACAUCAUGAUCAGCCACGACAGGGCGAGCCUGUUCCGGCCGACAAAGGGAGUGCAGUUCCCCACGGGCGCACGGGACAUGCCCCACUGGCGCACCAGCGAAAACCUCCACCUCGACAUGGACGUGUGGGGCUACCUGGGCUCGGGCGACAAGGAGCGGCGCACGCUGGCGGGCCUCCAGUACGGCGACCGCCACCUCAACCACUUCAUCUUCGAGAACAACCAGGUGUGCGAGCGCAUCCACCCGCUCAACGUGCAGGCCGUGCUCAACCUCGUCGACAACGUCGAGGCCGACGGCGGCUUCCAGUGCGUGCCGGGCUUCCGACACCACUUCAACAGGUGGGCAGAGGCGAAUGCGGGCAAGCGGGAUCUGGUGGAGAUGGCGAAGGAGCGCAACUCGAUGAUGUUCCCCGACGACGACCCCAUCCAAAAGUUCGGCAUGCGGAUCACCAUGCGCGCCGGCAGCAUGGUCAUCUGGGACCAGCGCACCCCGCACGGUGCGCGCCCAAACAAGAGCGGGCGGAUGCGGUGCGCUCAGUUCCUGCGGAUGUUCCCGGCGCAGCCGAUGGACCCCAAGCGAGCCCAGGCCCGGGUCCACACGGUCGACGCCAAGGUGCGCGCGGCGGGCUUCGCGCCCGAACUCACCGACCUCGGACGGCGCGUGUUCGGGCUCAGCGCAGGCGGCGGUGGGCGAACAGGUGGCGGUGGCGGUGGCGGACGACGAGGGUCGCCCGCUCGCGUCGCGGUUCCCCGACCAGGCGGCGGCGCUCGCGGCGGGGGCGGCUGGCAGCGUGGCGGUGGUCGCGCUGGCUGA